ACUCCGCGGUGGCCGCAGAACUACAGGUCCCAGCGGGCUGUGCCGCCUGCUCCGAGCGGGGCGAAAGGCCUGGAAGGCUGCGGGGCUCUGGCCCGGUUCGGCCCGGUGGGACGGAUGGCGGCGCUGGGCAGGUCCUGUCAGGGCAUCCCCGCGGGUCCCGGGCUGGAGUUCCCUCAGGCCGCGGCUCCUGACCGCCCCGUCCUGCCCGGGGACGCCGUGGGCUGCGCGCAGAUGGUGGGGAACGGGAACGACGGAGGAUACGGCUCUAUCGGAGUGUGUCCGCCCGCUGGGUUCGAUAUCGCCUCGUUGGCCGCGCUCGGGAGUUACAACGAAGCCGUGGCCGUGCCCCCCGUGGGAUCCUUCACGCCAGCGCCGAACCCGCAGCAGAACCACAGCCGUGUCUCUGUUCGAUGUGGAAAGAAGCACAAGCUCGAAGAAGAGUCAGAAGGUUGUCCCGUGAAGAAGAAGAGAAUGACAGGAACCAAAAACUCCCCUUUGAAUCCCAGCACCGAAGAGUGGAUUCUCUGUGCAGGUCAGCAGGCAGCUGGGGAGGUAGCAACAAGUCAAUAUGGUGGCAGCCAGCCUGAAAGUGCCAUGUUAGAAAUCCCCUGUGAAGAGAUGGAGCAGACAAUGGGGGAGCAGCAAUGCGAGGUUGCUCGCAGGAAGCUUCAGGAAAUUGAGGACAGGAUAAUUGAUGAAGAUGAGGAAGUUCAUGCUGAUGGAAAUGUUAGCAAUCUGCCCACUCUUAUCCUGUCAGAUACCCUUAAAAAAGGGAUGAAGAGGGAUUUUGGUGAAGUCCUGACAAAGAAAAUAAUAGAGUCUAUGAGCCGUCCUUCUAUGGAGCUGGUGCUUUGGAAACCACUUCCUGAAUUUCUCACAGAUAAACUGAAGCCUGUUUCUGUUAAGAACUUCAGACAGCAGAGCACUGAAGGGUGUCAAGCUAAAGAGUCAACACCAAGAGCUGCUUUUGACCCACAGACUGAAACAUUCCCCCAAUCACAACAGACUGCCAUGUCUCCAGAUCCAUAUGCCAGCGUGGAAAUCUCUGGAUGUGUAGAAGAAGAAAUGGAGCUUUAGAUGCCAAAUUGUAGACUGAAAGUGGUGACCUUGUGAUGGGCUUUUUUUUUUGGUUGUUGUUGUUAUUUUUAUUCCUUCUUUCCUUCUGGUUUGUGUGAAUCUGAAGUUUGGUUGUUUUUUUGUUCUCCUAGUAGCGAUUUAAGAACAUGGGUUGGCCAGAGACAACUUUGGGAAAUGUUAUAAAAAUACUAUUCUGGUCUGUUAAAUAUUCUCGUUUUUGCUGAGAAGGCAACCCAGAGGCCUUUGGAACAAGGAAGCAGCUUUCCAUCUUUGUUAAUGAUGAAAUAUCCUCCUAAUGCCCUCGGAAAGGUUUAAAAUCCAAUUAACUGAAUGUUAUGGUGGCUUAAGCCACGCUUUUCACUUACUGAGCCAUUUAGACUGGUGCAUAUGCUAUGCUUGGUCAGUUACUUUUAUUCACAUUAGAGGAUGGUAUUGAAAGCGAGACAUGCUCCUGAGUCUAGUCAGAGACAUAAAGUCACCCCUGUAGAAAUACAGCUCUUCACAUGAUUGCUGUUUCAUCUUACUUGAUGGAAACUCCAGUACUGCAAUGAUACGUUCUGCAGUGUGGCAAAGAAGGAAUGUUAUGACUGAGCAGAACCCUUUUGCAUUGUGGGAAGUAAAACUGGCUACUAACUAGGAAGGUAUCUAUUAACUAUAGUCCUCUCUGGCUUAUGGUCUCAUAAAUGUGGGGUUUUUAAUGCUCUUCCUCCCCAAAUGGCACAAAGUCUAGAGAGAAGUGGUUCCCAAGCCAACUGAUGCACGUUUGACAUCGUGACGUGAUUUUUAUAAGCUUUGAGCUGGCAAGUCAGUUCAAGACAGCGCAACUUGAUUAAAUAAGAAAUAUCCUUUAAUUCUGCUCAAGGUGGUAGGUAGAUCAGGUAAGAGGGAGCUGAUUUUCUGGGGUGACGGGGGUCAAAUGCUGAACAACAAGGUAAUUAAGUCCCCGACUUUGAGACCGCUGACACUGAUAGUGAAGAUGUUUGUAUGAGGAAACCUAGAUUUAUGGGCUAAGUUAGAACAUGCCAUUAACAUGAUGCCACAUAGUUUAUAUGCCAAAAUAAUUCUGUAGGGUGUUAAGGAAUCAGUGCACUAUAGCUCGUAGGUUUUUUCCAUGCACACUAAUACUAUUACACUCAAACAAGGCAGAGAAUGUCAUCUUUGCUCUCAAGUCCUUGGUCUUUUCCAGACAAACCCAAACUGAGGCUUUUCUUGUGGAAAAAUUCCUUCCCAAGCCAUAGAUUCUGUCUCCAGUCUGUAUUUGACAUCCUGUUCACGUGAAGGAGCGAGUACACUGACCUCAGUAACACAGCUGUCUGUGUAAGAAAACAUAUUCAUCCUGUGCACAGCUAUUUGAUAAUCUGUGUGGGUUUGUUAAAUGCUUAAAUAACUCAUAGUUGCCAGUUUAAAAUCAAACUUCUGUUUUUGCAGUCAUUCAUCUUUGGCUUAGAACAGCAGCUUCCUUUGAAAGUUAUCCCUGUUAGUUAAGUCCUAUGUAUAUCUUGCUCUAAUUGUUGAAGUUGUUCUGACAUUUGCUGUCUCUGGCUAAAAUAUUUCAGAGCUUCACUAAAAACAUUCCAACAUUUCAAUAGGUAUUAUGCUGAAAACUGGGAUCUAAGUACCGUUCUGGGGCUUUGGAGAGCGUGUGCAGCUUUUUCUUGCUCUUAAAUCUAUUUCAGAGUCUGUUACAAAUCUCUUGCAUGUAACGUGUAACAUUUUUUAUGUAUUAUUAUACUGUUGAACUUGCUUAAAUUGUACAGCCUUUGACCUGCUGCUACAUGGCGUGAGUAUGAAGUAACGCAGUUCAGGGCAGGCUGUAGUCAUUGCGGGUAGAAAACGAGGUGCCUCUAAAUAUCUAUUUUUAAGGUUGCAGGAUUGUAGUGGAAGCUCAAGAUUGGGAUUGAUUUAACUGAUAGCUCUGAUGCUGAAUUAAUGGAAAAAGGAGGGUAACAAAUCCAAAACUGCGAUGAAACCAUCUCAGCAACACUGACAUUUUGGCAGAGGGUACAGAAAACUGAGAGGCCAAACUGUUAAAUCUAGUUUCCUCCCUACUCAAAACACUGAAUGAAAAAUUGUUCAUUAAUAUUGACUUCUGCUAUUCUGCCAUCUGAAAGAACCAUCUAUUGACAAAGACCAUGAGAUGGGGAAGAGCUGCAUCCAGUGCAUUUGCUUUGGUUUAGGGUUACUUUAAAAUGUGUUUAACUUAUUUAAGCUGUUAGGAGAGAACAAGGCUGAAGUGCUUCAAGUGAGAACAUGGGUAAAGUAGGAACCAAUUACCUGGAAGGACUGAGCAAAAUCAUACUCCUGUAAUUGGUGAGGACAAACUACCAGCUGUUUCCACACUUCUGUAUUUGUAAGAGUGGUUUGUUGUUGCCUUCCUUAAGAGACUUUAUUAAUUCUGUUUGCAAGGAAGAAAGGAAACACAAUGCAGUAUUAGGAGAGUUUUAUUUUGAAAUAUGGAAGAUCUGAUUCUGGUCUGUCUUCUCUUGGGGCCAAAUCACCAUUUGUAUGUGAGUUUUUCAAUAAAUUUUCUGAAGUAUUUUUAGAUGGUGCAAUUCAUCCUUAAUGCUACAGACUGUAUAAGAGCAGUGUGUAACCAGGUAUACCAGACACAAGCUCACAAGGCUCACAUCUGAUAGAUGUUAGUGCUAGCAAAAGUCCUGAGCUCUAUGAAGCUCCCAGAUACCUUACAUGAAAUGUGUGCAGUAAAUAACACCAACUUGUAUCAGAACCCACACUGACAGUAAGCUUUGAUAAGCCACAUUGUGAAACAUCUACAACAUUAAAGAUGAAAAGAGGAUACAAAAGGGCAUAAAUAGUACUCACUGCACUUGUGGCUGCUGUGUUUCAACAAAUUCUGAGUGUAAAAUUAAACAGUCCAUUUCCAAACGCAAUCAGGAGACACCAGGUUCUUCAAGACCUAACGAUUGUUGCUCUCUGAGCUGUGUUUCCAUCUUUGAGGUAAGCGGAAAUAAUACAUUGAAAGCAAUCUAUGUCCACGUCACUGGGUGGCAGUGUUGCUACUUUAAUUGGUCGGUCACACCUGGAGUGUUCUGCAGUAGCAGUUAAAGCUGCUUUUUACCAGCAAGCACUGAGAAUUACCCCCCUUUUCUUCAUUUUACAACCUUUACAGUUCAUCCCAUGCAUACUCACUAGCACUGCUGCAACUGCUGAAGCACCAUAAGUCAGCACAGCUCUAACCCUCCAGAGAUCAAUCAGAAGAGCAGGUACAGGCACAUGUACAGCCUGAGGAACAGAAGGGCACAAAGACUCACUCCCCAGAAACACAGAACUCAAAGCUUUCAGAGGCCCAGAUAUUCCCUUCCCCCCUUUACUGACAAACAAGGCAAGAAGUGAGCUGCAUUGCACUUUAAUUGCAUCAACAUAGUUAAAUAAAAACAGAGAGAGCAACUCUACGUAGCCAACAGAAAACAGGCAUUUAUACAGUGUAUCUGUAAAAUGCACAGACUUCGGUUGUAAUCCAGCUGUCUAAACAGAUAUCCCAAUAAAGCUUUCAGUGUUAAGAGUACUUUGAUUUUCAGGUUCAGUCCAAAUUGCCAAGUUAUUGAGAAAUUAAGUUUCUUCUCUCUUAAGAGAACGUUGAAUGGGAGCAGUGGGGGAUAAAAAACAACCUUUCCCCCCCCCCCCCCCCCC
Molecule: messenger RNA, 4728 nt
Organism: Coturnix japonica (Japanese quail)
Lineage: Eukaryota; Metazoa; Chordata; Aves; Galliformes; Phasianidae
Gene: CCDC117
Product: coiled-coil domain containing 117
Source: RefSeq, a predicted model, not a curated record